UUGAUGUUGUGCGUGUGUGUGUGAGUGAGGCAUCAAACUGAACUGUCAAAACUGAUUUUGUCCCUGCAAAAUAAAGGCACAUUGUUUACUUUUGUCAAGAAGAGGCUGGAUAUUUUGUUAAAGACCACCAUGGCAAAUGCUCACGCGUUUUUAGUGGUUGUUGUUUUGUUCUGUGCAUAUUUUGGAGGAGUAAGUGCAAUCACAUAUUCAGCCGGUCUCGCAAUCGUUGUGAUGUCCAUGAUCAUCCCUGGACUAGUAAUCCUCACAUGCAUCAUUGGUUCCAUCUUCCUCUGCUGGAACCGCGACCGUAUCCCAUUGUUCCGCAGCAAACUAAAGGCACGCUCUAAACCGGACAAUAAGGUUCGGACCCCCAUAUCGCCUGGCCACGGUUAUCCCACACAGAGUUAUCCAGCCCAACCCGAGCCGGGGUCUCGGGACAAAGAUGAAGAAGUUGAAAUGAGGAGGGAACCUCUGGACGAGACGGAUUUGGUCGUUGCUGUUGAUGUGAAUGAAAAGGAUACGUGGAUGUAGCAAACAGAUGUUUCAACUUAACUUUUGAGCAGCUCAAUUUUUAACCAAAGAUUUUUUACAACUCAUUUUAUAGGUGUGAGGAUGGAGAAUUAUGAUUAUCACAACUACUCAUUGCUGAUGGAACAUGAAUUUGGAAACUUUAAAUGGUUUGCACAUUAAUGUCACUGAGACACAAUGGUUUUAUGUCCUUCUACAAAGUGUUGAACAAACUGUGAUGUCACCAGUGUUAACAGUCAAACUAAAAUCUAAGGCAAAGAAAUUAGAAUAUGCUUUCUUUUUAGCUGCAAAAGAAUUUUUUUUAAAAUUAACAAACUGGAUUGUUUAUAUAUGUUUUGUACAAAGUUUUCAACUGAAAUUGUAUUCAUAUUAUAGCCUAAAAAUCUGCAGUAACUGAUUUUUUAAAGAAUAAAUGUACUUGUAGAGUAUAAAAUACGCCUCUCUUAAUAUUUAUGCAUGACAUCACAAUAAACCCAAAACGAGGCUAUUGGCGCAGCCACAGCAACUUGGAUCGAGUGGCUGGUACUGUUGGUGGCAUGGCGUGCGCCGAUGGCCUCAUUAAAUUUGAGUUAGAAUGGUGACGUCAGUGCAUGAAUGUUAAGAGAGGUGUAGUCAUACAAUAGCUAUGGUAUUUUUGUAAUCUGCUUCUAUAUUUAAAGGUGAAGAGUUGACCCUUUUUGAUCCCAAAGGAGAAAAGGUUUAAAAGCAUUUAAACUGGAUGAUUUAUAUGUUUUGUACAGGGUUUUCAUCUGAAAUUUUAUUCAUUUUUCAGCCUAAAAAUCUGCAGUACUAGAUUUGUUUAAUAAUAUGUACUUGUGAAGUAUAAUAUUCAUUGGGUUUUUGUUAGUUUUGUUUAACAGCCACUUCUUGUUUAACAGUCCACUGCCUUUAAGCAAGCACUUGGCCAUUGCUUCGUCCUUCGGAUGGGACAUAAAGCCGUUGGUCCCAUGUGU
Asterias rubens (European starfish) is the source of this 1481-nucleotide messenger RNA. RefSeq lists its product as uncharacterized. Bases 130 to 531 code for a protein of 133 amino acids. The transcript has 2 exons. Lineage: Eukaryota; Metazoa; Echinodermata; Asteroidea; Forcipulatida; Asteriidae. The record is from RefSeq and is a predicted model, not a curated record.